Messenger RNA from Lasiosphaeria miniovina, 942 nucleotides. RefSeq names its product histidinol phosphate phosphatase HisJ family protein. The record is from RefSeq and is a predicted model, not a curated record. The transcript is spliced from 3 exons. Gene Ontology annotation, molecular function: histidinol-phosphatase activity. Lineage: Eukaryota; Fungi; Ascomycota; Sordariomycetes; Sordariales; Lasiosphaeriaceae. Gene Ontology annotation, biological process: L-histidine biosynthetic process. The coding region runs from base 1 to 942 and encodes 313 amino acids. Gene Ontology annotation, cellular component: cytoplasm.
AUGGCUUUCACAAUGCAUUCGCACUCGGGGCAGUUCUGCCCCGGCCAUGCCAAGGACCAGCUCGAGGACAUCGUCCAGCACGCUAUUCGCAUUGGCUACAAGACCAUGGGCCUGACUGAGCACAUGCCCCGGACUGAGCUGUCGGACCUGUACCCCGAGGAACUUGAGUCUGAUCCGCACGCCUCCCUCGCCGAGCUCGCGCCGCGCCACAGCUCGUACCUGGUCGAAGCGCAGCGGCUGCAGAAAAAAUACGCCGACCAGAUCCACAUCCUCAUCGGCAUCGAGGGCGAGUGGAUCCGCCCGGCCUACGGCGACAUCGUCAAGGCCCAUACCGAGCCCGCCUGCAUCGAUUACUUCCUAGGCUCGGUCCACCACACGGCCGGCGUGCCCAUCGACUUCGACAAGGUCCACUAUGCCCGCGCCCGGGACGCCGCCGGCGGCUCCGAGGAGCUGCUCUACGAGAAGUACUACGACGAGCAGCUCGAAAUGCUGCGCACCCUCAAGCCCCGUGUCGUCGCCCACUUUGACCUCAUCCGCCUGCUGAGCGAUGAGCCCGCCCGCCCCCUCCAGGCCUGGGCUGGCGGCCGCGUCUGGGACAAGGUUGUGCGCAACCUCGAGUUCGUUGCUAGCUACGGUGGCUGGCUCGAGUGCAAUACCAGCGCCCUGCGCAAGGGGCUCGACGAGCCCUACCCAGCUAGGCCCAUCGCAGAGGAGUGGCUGAGAGCCGGAGGCAAGUUUACCUUCUCCGACGACAGCCACGGCAUUGCCCAGGUUGCCACCAACUACGCCCGCGGCCUCGACUAUCUCGAGAGCCUCGGCGUAAAGGAGGUAUGGACGCUAGAGCGGGCCCCCCACCCCGGUACUUCGGGCGAGGUCAAGGCGGCACUCACGAAAAAGAGCGUCCCCAUUGCUGAGUUCCGCGCGAGCUUGCGCUUGGAGUAG